Puma concolor (puma) is the source of this 1002-nucleotide messenger RNA. The record is from RefSeq and is a predicted model, not a curated record. NCBI's taxonomy places the organism in Eukaryota, Metazoa, Chordata, Mammalia, Carnivora, Felidae.
AUGCUUGUGCUGUGUGUGCCGGGGCUGUUUGUGAACAGUACCUGCGAAACCGAAAUCACAGUGAUCCUUCACAAUGCCAUGCUCUUUGUAGUACAUCUAAAAUUUAUGGACGAAAGCAAAGAUGAAAUAGGUAUUAGAAGAACUCAUAAUGUAUGUUUUCAAGAAAGUCAGCCCUUGCAAGUUAUUUUUGAAAAGAAUAUGUGUUCUAAUACACUAGUGAUUCAACCAAGAGUGCUUGCUGAGGCAAUUGUUCUUUUCACAUCAAGUCAAGAAGAAGUUACUCUUGCUGUUACCCCACUCAGUGUUUGCCUUAAGAGUUCCAGUGACGAACCAGUGGAUUUGACCAGUUCUGUGUACAGUGAGAUGUUUGUUGGCCCAGAUGAGUUUGACUUCUUUCAAAUUGGAGUUGAUAGUGAAAUAACAUUUUGCUUCAAAGAAUUGAAGGGAAUACUGACGUUUUCAGAAGCUACACAUGCUCCUAUAGCCAUUCAUUUUGAUUUUCCUGGGAAACCUAUGGCUUUAAGUAUUGAUGAUAUGUUAUUGGAAGCUAACUUUAUUUUGGCUACAUUAGCUGAUGAGCCAAGUAGAGCAUCUUCUCCGCAGUCACUGUGUCUUUCCCAAAAACAAAAAAGGUCAGAGCCGCUGAGUUCAAAUUCAGAGGCUGGUAAAAAUGUAACCAGCAAGGCCCCAGAAUGUAUCCUGAGAAAAGUAGCACCUAAAAGGCUUUAUCCGAAGGAGAUUCUCACAGAUGUCUCUGCACUGGAAAACUGUGGCAGCCCCAUAAUGAAAAGAGCGAAUGGAGACAGGAGUGAAGUGUCGGAAAGCAGCGUCAGCGACACGGAGGAGGUGCCGGGGUCUCCGUAUCUGAGGAAGUUUUCUUGCAUGUUCUUUGGAGCAGUUUCUUCUGACCAGCAAGAACGCUUCAACCACCCUUUUGACAGUCUGGCAACAGCAAGUGACAGUGAAGAGGACAUGAAUGAUGGCAGUUUUUCCACAUUCUAA